GACCUGUGAUAUCCAGAAGUACUUCUCGGGAGCCAUUGUGAGGCCAUGGCGGAGACGACACAAGGACUCUUUGUGGAGCUGAAUUCGAUGUGUCUCGGCAGUAACUACGAUAAAAUUGUCGAGACUUGUGACAAAAUUCUUCGAUCGGAGCCUAGUGACCCAGAUGCCAUUCACACCAAGAUCGUCGCGCUGAUUCGGCUGGAGCAGUAUACCAAUGCUCUCAAACUAAUCGACUCACCGACAAUCCCGACAUUUUUGCGAGAGGAACUUGUGUUUGAGCGAGCAUACUGCCUCUAUCGGGCUAACCGACUGCAAGAUUGCUUGGAUCUCGUCCGCAAGCAGCGCGAAGAUGCAGCCAAAAACUUUGGUUCUGAUGUCGAGAGAAGCUUAAGACAUCUGGAAGCGCAAGUCCUAUAUCGAUUCGAGAAGUAUGAUAAUUGCGAUCAGAUAUAUAAGGAAUUGAGUACUAGCGCAGAAGAGUAUGAGCAAGGAGAGUUGCGAGCGAACAUUCUGGCUGUCAAAGCGGCCGCCGUGGCGAAUGGCGAAAAACUCGUCGACGAGAUGGAGAUAGAUGUAUCAUCUGAUUCCUACGAAGUUGCAUAUAAUGUGGCUUGUAUGCAUCUGGCAAAAAGGGAACUCGAUCAAGCUGCCAGUUUAUUAGAGAAGGCGAAAGGACUUUGUCGGGAGUCUUUGGCAGCGGAACAGUACUCAGAGGAGGAGAUUCAGCAGGAACUUGCAGUGAUCGCCGUACAACUCGCGUAUGUGCACCAACUACAAGGAAGAUCCGCAGAGGCCAUUGAGCUUUACGAAACGGUUUUAAAAUUGAAGGGCACAGACACGGCUAUCUCGGCCAUUGCGUCCAACAACUUAAUGACUGUUAAAAAGAAUCGGGAUCUACCGGACGCCGCAAAAUUGUAUCGCUUGGCAACAUCCAGCGGUUUGGAGCACAAACUCACUAGUGUGCAAAGGAGGAUUAUUGCUGUUAACGGCGCCUUGUUGUCUCUCUCCAUGAGCAAGUUUGGUGAUGCGCGACAAAAAGCGAAAGCUCUUUGUGAUCAAUACCCGGGUGACGAUACCCCCUAUCUAAUUUUAGCGGGUAUAUCUCUGCAGGAAAAGAAGCUGCCAUCCAAAGCUUUGGAAGAGUUGCAGCAAUACGUGCAAAAGCUUCCACACUCUCUUUCCAUCCAUCUUGCCCUGGCUCAGUUGCUGAUUGAGCAGUCAAACCUUCGCGGAGCGCUCAAUCUAAUGAAGACUUUUGCUGACAGUGCCAGUGAGGAUAAGCGGUAUCAACCCGCAGUGGUUUCCUUGCUGGUUUGGUUGUACGGACAAGUAAACGAAGUGGACACAGCUGUCUCUCUGCUGGAAGAGGCAACACGGUUCUGGAAGGGGUCAAAUAACGAGCGGCCCAUCCUCAAACAGUUAGCCUCCUAUAAGCUCAAAUGUCAGCGGCCACAGGAUGCUGCUCAAGACUAUGAACGUCUUGUUAAGGCUGAUCCUACCGACGUGGAGUCGGUCGCUGGACUCAUAAUAGCAUAUUCCGAGUUCGAUCCCUCACUGGCGGAGCAGUAUCAGCAAUACCUUCCAUCAGACGCCCAAGUACCCAAGAGCUUCAUUGAUGUUGACGCCAUUGAGUCGGCUUUCGGUAGUACGGGUAACAACAAGCGCAUGCGUGAAACCGGCGCUGAAGGGUCAUCAAAGCCCAAAAAACGAAAGCGAAAGCCAAAACUUCCUAAAAACAUUGAUCCCAAUGUUGCACCAGAUCCAGAGAGGUGGUUACCUAAAAGAGAUCGUUCUACCUAUGCAAAGAAGGGUAAGGGAAAGCGGGAUAUCGGCAAAGGCCCGCAAGGAGCCGCACUAGCUGGUGGAGGACUGGGCGGAACCGGGAGCGCUAACAUUGAGGGAAGAAAGAGUGUUGGAGCAAAAAAGGAAACGCCCCCAGACAGCCCGCAACUUGCCCCUGUGACACAGAAACCUGCACCACCAGCGCAACAAGCAACGUCCAAUAAGAAAAAGAAGAAGGGAAAGAAAUGAGUAUGAAAUUUUAGACAGUCCCUGUAACGGCAUAUUAUUUCGAUUUAUCAUUAAAAUUGAUCAGUCGGGCCCUUUUGGAGCACUGCGUUGCCAGAACAUGGAAGGAUUAUUGCAUUUUUAUGGGAGACUUGCCCUUAACUUUUGGCAAGGGAGGUCGAUAGGCCGUCCGUUUCUUGAGCAUAUCUUCCUUUGACGGGCUCGACGCAUUU
Spizellomyces punctatus DAOM BR117 is the source of this 2240-nucleotide messenger RNA. RefSeq lists its product as uncharacterized. Lineage: Eukaryota; Fungi; Chytridiomycota; Chytridiomycetes; Spizellomycetales; Spizellomycetaceae. The transcript has 14 exons. The record is from RefSeq and is a predicted model, not a curated record. Bases 46 to 2031 code for a protein of 661 amino acids. Gene Ontology annotation, molecular function: 7S RNA binding; ribosome binding; protein binding. Gene Ontology annotation, cellular component: signal recognition particle, endoplasmic reticulum targeting. Gene Ontology annotation, biological process: SRP-dependent cotranslational protein targeting to membrane.